Messenger RNA from Columba livia (rock pigeon), 2043 nucleotides. RefSeq names its product phosphoglycerate dehydrogenase (gene PHGDH). The record is from RefSeq and is a predicted model, not a curated record. NCBI's taxonomy places the organism in Eukaryota, Metazoa, Chordata, Aves, Columbiformes, Columbidae. Gene Ontology annotation, molecular function: phosphoglycerate dehydrogenase activity; NAD binding. The transcript has 12 exons. Bases 172 to 1902 code for a protein of 576 amino acids. Gene Ontology annotation, biological process: L-serine biosynthetic process.
CGUGAGCUCUCCGGCCCAGGGGCAGCGGGGUUCUGCUGGAGCAUCCCCUUACUCUGGGGCUGCAGAGGGGGCCGGCACAGCCCCAGCCCCACUCCCCUCCUCCUUCUUCCUCCCUCCGGGGGCGGGGGGGACCCGGGCGGGCUGGGGCGGGGAGGGGAAGGAGGUGGGAUUAUGGAGACAGGACCCAAUGAGCCCGAAAAACGUGCCCCGGUCGCUGCCCUUUUAGUGCGGCUGGAGGGCGGCAGCAGCCUCCCGGGGGCUUACGGAGAGAGCCAGUAUCCCGUCCCGUCCGGUCCCGUCCCGUCCCCCGCCAUGGCUCUGGGGAAGCUGCAGAAGGUGCUGAUCAGCGACAGCCUGGACCCCUGCUGCAGGGAGAUCCUGCAGGCCGGCGGCCUCCGGGUGCUGGAGAAGCCCGGCCUGAGCAAGGACGAGCUGCUGCGGGAAAUCCGGGACUGCGAUGGGCUCAUUGUCCGCUCGGCCACCAAAGUCACGGCCGAUGUGCUGGAGGCGGCGGAGAGGCUGCAGGUGGUGGGCAGAGCGGGCACCGGUGUGGACAAUGUUGAUGUGGACGCGGCCACCAGGAAGGGUGUCCUGGUCAUGAACACACCCACUGGGAACAGCCUUAGUGCCGCCGAGCUCACCUGUGGGAUGAUUCUGUGCUUAGCCAGGCAGAUCCCACAGGCAGCUGCCUCCAUGAGGGAGGGCAAGUGGGACCGUAAGAAGUACAUGGGCAUGGAGCUGAACGGGAAGACACUGGGUGUGCUGGGGCUGGGGCGCAUCGGCAGGGAGGUAGCCACCCGCAUGCAGGCUUUUGGCAUGAAGACCAUAGGAUACGACCCCAUCAUCAGCCCCGAAGCCUCAGCUGCCUUUGGCGUGGAGCAGCUGCCACUGGAGCAGAUCUGGCCCCGCUGCGACUUCAUCACAGUGCACACACCACUGCUGCCCUCCACCACGGGGCUCCUGAAUGACAGCACCUUUGCCAAGUGCCGUCGCGGUGUGCAGGUGGUGAACUGCGCCCGCGGCGGCAUUGUGGAUGAGGGUGCCCUGCUGCGGGCGCUGCGGUCAGGACAGUGUGGUGGGGCUGCCCUUGAUGUCUUCACCCAGGAGCCCCCAAAGGACCGUGACCUGGUGAACCACCCCAACGUCAUCUGCUGCCCACACCUGGGAGCCAGCACGCACGAGGCACAGAGCCGCUGCGGCAAGGAGAUCGCCACGCAGAUCGUGGACAUGGCCACGGGGAAGGGGCUGGCUGGCAUAGUCAAUGGGCAGGCACUCAGCAAGGCUUUCGCGCCCCAGACCAAGCCCUGGAUUGCUCUGGCCAGAGCCCUGGGCACGGUGCUGCGCACAGUGGGCAAGGAAGUGCAGGGCAGUGUGCAGGUCUGCACUCUAGGGACACCCCUGCGGGAGUCUGGGAGCUACCUGACACCCGCCGUGGCUGCGGGCAUGCUGGCUGGAGGGUCACAGAAGGAGGUGACCCUGGUGAAUGCCCUGCUUCUGGCCCAGGAGACUGGGCUAAAGGUCACGACUACCCACAGCGACGUGGACCCCAAGCCCGAUAGCACUACUGGCUUGUUGCAGGUGUCCCUGCAGGGCACCCCACACCAGGCUACAGGGACCGUGCAGGGCAGCACCCCAGUGCUGCAGGAGCUCAGUGGGGCCACCUUCAAGCAGCCAGCCCCGCUGUGUGGCCCUGUCCUCAUCUACAGAGCUAACGCCUCUGAGCCCAGCGUGCUGCCCGUGCUCACCGGACUGCUGAGGAAGAUGGGGAUCCAGCUCCAGUCCUACCACAGCUCUGGCAUGGUGGCGGGGGAGCAGUGGAACAUCGUGGGGCUCUCAGCCCCCCUGUCUGACCUUGGCGGGCUGAAGCCACACGUCAUGGAGGUCUUCCAGCUCUACCUGUAGCCCCUGACCGUUGACAAGGACUGUCUCCACAGCCACAGCACCUAGACCACCCCAAUAGUGGAAGUAUCACACCUGGCCACCCCCAGGCCCUCACACUGGGCUUGGGGUGGCCUUGUGCUCAAUAAAGGGUCUAGGAAGAGA